CCAGCUUCCGGGGCGGGACACAAGAGCCCGGAAGUCGUCGAGAAACGGAGGAGGUUUGGGGUCGGAGUCGUUGUCCCUCGUUUUCCCGCGUGUGUAGCCUGUGCCGCCGCCGCCAUGGGGAAACGACAGCACCAGAAGGACAAGAUGUACAUUACCUGUGCUGAAUACACUCAUUUCUAUGGUGGCAAAAAGCCAGAUGUCCCACAAGCAAAUUUUCGUCGUUUACCUUUUGACCACUGCAGUCUCUCUCUGCAGCCCUUCGCCUACCCAGUCUGCACUCCAGAGGGUGUCGUCUUUGAUUUGCUGAACAUCGUUCCAUGGCUUAAGAAGUACGGGACCAACCCCAGCAAUGGAGAGAAACUCGACGGGAGAUCCCUGAUCAAGCUGAACUUUGCCAAGAACAGCGAAGGGAAGUACCACUGCCCGGUGCUGUUCACCGUGUUCACUAACAACACUCAUAUUGUGGCCAUCAAGACGACUGGCAAUGUCUAUGCUUAUGAGGCAGUGGAGCAGCUGAACAUCAAGGCCAAGAACUUCCGGGACCUGCUGACUGACGAGCCCUUCUCUCGGCAGGACAUCAUCACCCUCCAGGACCCCACCAAUUUGGACAAGUUCAAUGUCUCCAGCUUCUUCCACGUUAAGAAUAACAUGAAAAUAAUAGACCCAGAUGAGGAAAAGGCCAAGCAGGACCCAUCUUAUUAUUUGAAAAACACAAAUACUGAGACCCGAGAGACACUGCAGGAGCUCUACAAGGAGUUCAAAGGGGAUGAGAUUCUGGCAGCCACCAUGAAGGCCCCGGAGAGGAAGAAAGUGGACCAGCUGAAUGCUGCUCAUUACUCCACGGGGAAGGUCAGUGCGUCCUUCACCUCCACUGCCAUGGUGCCGGAGACCACGCACGAAGCAGCUGCCAUUGACGAGGACAUGCUGCGCUACCAGUUCGUGAAGAAGAAGGGCUACGUACGGCUGCACACCAGCAAGGGUGACCUCAACCUGGAGCUGCACUGUGACCUGACACCGAAAACCUGCGAAAACUUUGUCAAGCUGUGCAAGAAGCACUAUUACGAUGGCACCAUCUUUCACAGAUCCAUCAGGAACUUUGUGAUCCAAGGUGGGGACCCUACAGGCACAGGCACAGGCGGGGAGUCGUACUGGGGAAAGCCCUUCAAAGAUGAGUUCCGGCCUAACCUCUCACACACGGGCCGAGGCAUCCUCAGCAUGGCCAACUCGGGGCCCAACACCAACAAGUCCCAGUUCUUUAUCACCUUCCGUUCCUGUGCGUACCUGGACAAGAAGCACACCAUCUUUGGACGGGUCGUUGGGGGCUUCGACACACUGACAGCCAUGGAGAAUGUGGAGAGUGACCCCAAGACGGACCGCCCUAAGGAGGAAGUCCGCAUCGAUGCCACCACAGUGUUCGUGGACCCCUACGAGGAGGCCGAUGCCCAGAUUGCUCAGGAGCGGAAGGUGAAACUUGAAGUGACCCCAGAGGCCAAGGUGAAGACCAGCCAGCCCCAGUCUGGGAGCCAGGGCCCUCAGACGUGCCGUCAGGGGGUGGGCAAGUACAUCAGCCCGGCAGCCACAAAACGCGCAGCAGAGGAAGAACCAUCAACCAGUACAGCUGUCCCUGCAGCCAAGAAAAAGCCCAGUUGGGGUUUUGGGGACUUCAGCUCCUGGUAGCCAACAGGAAACCCCCUUCCCACUUCAGCCAGCGCUGUCUUCAGCUUGCAGAACACGGCAGCACCACGGGCUGCAGCGAUGCCCUA
This is a messenger RNA of Fukomys damarensis (Damara mole-rat), 1763 nucleotides long. RefSeq names its product peptidylprolyl isomerase like 2 (gene Ppil2). The transcript is spliced from 21 exons. Gene Ontology annotation, molecular function: peptidyl-prolyl cis-trans isomerase activity; ubiquitin-ubiquitin ligase activity. NCBI's taxonomy places the organism in Eukaryota, Metazoa, Chordata, Mammalia, Rodentia, Bathyergidae. The record is from RefSeq and is a predicted model, not a curated record. The coding region runs from base 115 to 1677 and encodes 520 amino acids. Gene Ontology annotation, cellular component: catalytic step 2 spliceosome. Gene Ontology annotation, biological process: protein peptidyl-prolyl isomerization; protein polyubiquitination; protein folding.